GCGGAGCGGCGCAUCCUUGGCGCUCGCAGCCACAGCGGCAGGAGGAGCAGCAGCAGCAUCACCACCGUCGCGGCGGGACAGCAUCAGACGGGCAUGGGGACGGCGCUGGCGGCGCGGCUCGGCCUGGGGCUCCUGCUCCUGGCCCUCCUCCUUCCCACGCAGAUCUACUGUGAUCCCACUGGAACAAGUCCAACACCUUCAAACUAUUCUUCAGCAAGUUCCACUUCUCUGUCAACUGUGACAAAUUCAGUGAACAUUACCACCACUCACGGACAUGGAAAUUCUCUUCACUCAACCACAAGUCUUUUUUUCAUUCUCCCUGUUUCUCUUCUGUAUUUUUGCUGUUAAGAGACUCUGGCAUUGAAAUGGCUACCACUCUCCACCCUGUUUCCUGAACCAUCUGAGAUGGCUAGAUCUCUAACCCAGCAUGAGAAUAAAUCAGUCCAAAAUCCACACCAAAACAGCUUGGUUCCACUCCAUACUCAAAUUAGUACCAGUCUGACCUAGAGAAGCACUCAGUAUUCUGACUUUCCAAAGCUGACCAGUGCAAAAAGACCGGCUUCAGCAAGGAGGUAAAAUGAUGAGCUCUUCCACCAAACGAGUUGGAAUUCUGAAAAACAAGAUGGAAGCAAAAAGAGACAGUAUCAACAACCCUUGAUUUAAAGCUAAGAAGAAAUGCAGUAUCUUAUAAUAAGGAUGGAUAAUAACACUCCACUGAGGAAAAAAGGCUAGAGAGUUUAUCUACCAUUUAGAAUAAGGACUCAAAGAGUUUUUAUUUUUCAUUUAAAUUCAAUAAGGUCAACAGGCUCAUAGAACCCCUAGAAAACACAGAAAAGCUCAAAUGAUUUUGUUUCUUGCACAGCCUAUACACUUAUAACUUAUGGGGUAGUAUGAUAUAUGAAAAAGUAACAAUAUCAGUGGAAAGGGUUUAUUUUAAUUUUCAUUUCUAUAAAAUUCUUACAAAGCUAGAAUAGAAUACCAGAUUUUUGUAAGAAUCUCUUAUUUAACCUCACUCCUAACCAAAUGGUUAGCCAGGCAGGGCUAGUUUUGAAAUAGCUAAAACCCCACCAGUUUUCAUAAGAGUGGAAUUAUUUAUGGUGGGAAUUUGAAUUUGACAUUUUAUUUAAAGUGUUUGUAUAUUAAACCAUAUGUGCCAGAGAAAGGAGCUGUGGAAAUAUUGGAAGAAGUACCAGGAGCUUUUGGUAAAUGAAGUUCAGAAAAGAACAAACAAAAAAAACCGUCAAGGGAUAAAUGUCUCCUCUUUCCCCUAUUUCUCCUCCCAAGUUCUACAAUUUGUAUAAGUUAUUUUUGCUCCUGGAACUUUCCUUAAUUAUGAAGGAUUUAUGGAAUCUUUUGAGUAAUGUUCUAGUGCUGCUUUUUUUUUUUUUUUUCCCCUCACAAGGUAAAUAACUGUUGUUUUGAAGAGUUUCACUUGUGAUAGUCUACUUUAAACAUGGGCUAACAUUUGCGGUGGGGAGAAGGAAUGGGGAGAGGAGAGCAAACCGCCAAAAAAAGAAAAGAAAUUAAAUGAUUAGGUGUUUGGAAUAUGAAGACUGGAGUCUUAAUUUAAUCACUGAAUUAAAAAGUUGUCUUUGUACAUACUACUUUUUUUUAAAAAAUUUUCUGAAUCAAAAUUGCUAUACUUGCACAGAUUGUUUCUGUAUCAUCCAACGCUUUAGAAAAUAGUAUCUGGUACUUGAUCAAAACAAGCUUUGUUGAGGAGGUUUAACUACCUUGAUGAUGAUAUCUUGUCAGACAGAAAUUAAUUAUGUUGAUAUGAUCACAUGUGAGUGUACAUGAUCAUACCACUGUCUGUUGAUAUUUAUCUCAUUAUAAGAUCAUGUCAAACAUGAGUGGCUCUCUAAUUUUUUUUUUAAUACACAUCUGUCUUUCAGUUACAUUACCACCAAUUCACAGUACCAUAUAUUAAUAGCAAACUAACAAAUUCAUGUCAGAGAGCGUACAUUUCCUUAUGCUUAUCAUUUGUAUUCAGUAAAAUGUUAAUGAUUGUAUUUUUGUGUUUGUGUAAUUAUGCUUUGAUUUAUUAGCUACUGAUUUUCAUUGAAAAAACUGUAAAUAAAACAGUGGACAGGCAAUGCAUUCUAGAUGCCCUUCCAGACAGUUCUACAAAAACUUGUAACUUGCCUGCGUUAAGUGAAUGACCUGUUAAGCAAGAUGAUGUAUGUGAUUAAAAACCUCAAGGUCUAGAAAUG
Messenger RNA from Myiozetetes cayanensis, 2213 nucleotides. RefSeq names its product CD24 molecule (gene CD24). Gene Ontology annotation, biological process: cell adhesion. Bases 94 to 348 code for a protein of 84 amino acids. The record is from RefSeq and is a predicted model, not a curated record. The transcript has 2 exons. NCBI's taxonomy places the organism in Eukaryota, Metazoa, Chordata, Aves, Passeriformes, Tyrannidae.